This is a messenger RNA of Triticum turgidum subsp. durum (durum wheat), 717 nucleotides long. The record is from the annotation of a GenBank genome assembly. NCBI's taxonomy places the organism in Eukaryota, Viridiplantae, Streptophyta, Magnoliopsida, Poales, Poaceae.
AUGGCAGUUCUUGGUCUAUCUACUGCCUUCUCUCCCCCAAGAGGUUCUUGGAUAGCCGUGAGGCUCAGGAAUGGCGGCACCGGGCGGAGCAGCGGCGGGCUGUCCCUGAGGAGGUGGUCCGCCGCCGCCGUGGCCGUCCGCGCGGAGGUGAGCUUCGUGGACGGCGACGAGGCGAAGCGGCUGGUGGCGGAGGAGGGGUACACGGUGCUGGACGUCCGGGACCGGCGGCAGUACGAGAGGGCGCACGUCAGGGCCUCCGCCCACGUCCCGCUCUACAUCGAGAACGAAGACAACGACAUUGGAACGAUCAUCAAGCGGCAGGCGCACAACAACUUCGCCGGCCUAUUCUACGGCCUGUCCUUCACCAAGCUCAACCGGGACUUCACCAAGACGGUGAGGAGCAAGUUCUCGCCGGAGAGCAAGCUGCUGGUUGUCUGCCAGGAAGGCCUCAGGUCCACAGCGGCUGCAGAUGCAUUGGAGCGAGAGGGCUUCCAGAACCUGGCCUGCAUCACCUCAGGCCUUCAGACACUGAAACCAGGAACGUUCGAGACCGUCGGCAAAGCCGAGCUGCAGAAUGCGGGGAAAGCUGGCCUUGUGACCAUCCAGGGGAAGAUCUCCAUAGUUCUUGGGACUGUCUUGAUAACCUUGUUGCUGCUCAUAACAGUGUUCCCGGACCAGGCUAAGCAGAUCUUCGAGUCGGCUGGCAUCAAAUUGUGA